Helianthus annuus (common sunflower) is the source of this 3358-nucleotide messenger RNA. Its product is annotated as homeobox-DDT domain protein RLT3. NCBI's taxonomy places the organism in Eukaryota, Viridiplantae, Streptophyta, Magnoliopsida, Asterales, Asteraceae. Gene Ontology annotation, cellular component: transcription regulator complex; nucleus. The record is from RefSeq and is a predicted model, not a curated record. The coding region runs from base 168 to 3170 and encodes 1000 amino acids. The transcript has 18 exons. Gene Ontology annotation, molecular function: DNA-binding transcription factor activity, RNA polymerase II-specific; RNA polymerase II cis-regulatory region sequence-specific DNA binding. Gene Ontology annotation, biological process: regulation of transcription by RNA polymerase II.
AAAUGGGAUCUGAAAAAUAUCACCACAAAACCCAAAACCCUACUCCUGUAAACCCCUUCACUCCCUUCAUUUCCAGUAACAUAAUCUCAACUCUAAUCACCAUGAAUUUCAAUCCGCCAUUAACGAAUUCAUCUUCUUCUACUUGCCGUUAACUCCAAUUCGUAAACAUGUCGAACAAGCGAGCUCGCGGUAAGCAUCAAAUUCUCUCAAACCAAUGCAAUCAAAAAGCAUAUACAGUGUUUAGGAAGGACGGACCUCCGCUCGGUGUGGAGUUUGAUGAUCUUCCGUCUCGUUCGAACCGGUUUUGUAAUGUUGAAGAUUCAGAAACAUCUCAUCAUGCUUGCCAACAAAAACAACAAGUGUAUAAAAAGCAAAAGACUUCCAAGCCUACGAAUAUCGAGGACCAAAUUACACGUCCAGGUAGUGCUUCAUUUAAACACGGUAUGGGAAAAGGGUUGAUGUCAGUAUUGAGACUUACAAACCAAGAGGGUAAUUCCGUCAAAAAACAUGGUAUUGGAAAAGGGUUGAUGACAAUUCAGCGAUUAACUCAGUUUCCACCUUCGACAUCACAAAAAACACCUACUCAAUGGAAAAAGAAGUCCAAAAAACAACAAACUGUGACGAGGAGGUUAGUAAAGAAAGUGCAAGAAAAGAAGUCUUCAAUUAGAAGUAAAAAGGUGAGAUGUGAACAAGUCGAUUUGAAAAUGCAAACACGUAGGGAAAUAUGUGAAAUUGCUCUGGUGGGAGGUAGAAGUGAAGAAGAGGAAAGUCAAUAUGCUAUGCUUGUAGAUGACGAGGAGCUGGAACUAAGAGAACUGCGGGGAACAUCGAAUCCACUGACAUCUUGUGCUCAUUGUGCAGUUAAUCGGUUGCAUGGUUGUUCCCUUUGCAAAGAUUUGCUGGCAAAGUUCCCUCCAAACUCGGUCCGAAUGAAGCAACCCUUUCAUAUGCAACCAUGGGAUUCUUCCCCACAACUUGUCAAGAAACUCUUUAAGAUAUUUCACUUUGUUAGCACUUAUGCUGUAAUAAUCGGUAUCCAGUCCUUCACACUUGAUGAGCUUGCACAAGCAUUUAUUGACAAGGAUUCUCUAUUGCUUGGGAAACUUAAUAUAGCCCUUCUGAAACUGCUUCUCACUGAUAUCGAGAUGGAACUGGAUAGUGGAUUUGCAUCUCAUAUCUGCAAAAACUUAAAGUAUCGAUGGUUGCUUCAAUCAGUUGAACGGGACGAGACGGUUCUGAAAUUAUGGACGAAAUCCUUGAAUUCGUUAACAUGGAUAGAGAUAUUAUGCCAGGUGUCAGUUGCAGCUGGCUUCGGUUCACAGCAUGACAAAUCACCUAAGGAACCACUCAACAAGGAUACUGCUCUGAUGGCUAGUUAUGGCUUAAGCCCGGGUACUCUAAAGGGUGAGUUAUUUGGUAUAUUAUCAUUGCACGGGAAUAUUGGCAUGAAAAUAUCCGAAUUGGCUACAUAUUCAUCAAUUGUCGGAUUAAAGCUUGCAACUACAACCGAUGAAGUAGAGCAACUGAUAAGCUCAAUGCUGUCAAGCGAUAUAACUUUGUUCGAAAAAAUAUCCUCUUCUGCGUAUCGUCUUCGUAACUCCGUUAAGAACGAUGAAGAUGAUGAAUCUGAUCUUGAGGAUUACGGUAGUGUUGAUGAUGAUCCUAACGAUAUUAGUAAAAGCAAGGAUAAUACUUCACCUGUAAGCUCUGAAAUUGACGAGAGUCACCCUGGAGAAAUGUGGUUAUUGGGACUGAUGGAAGGUGAAUAUUCAGAUCUGAAUGUUGAAGAGAAGUUGAAUGCUCUGUUGGCUUUGAUUGAUCUACUUAGAGCCGGUUCAAGUAUAAGAACGGAGGAACCUGCAUCACACGCACUUCCUAAUGUUUAUCAUAUCGGUUCUGGAGCAAAAAUAAAAAGAUCAACAGCAAAACAACAUAACUUCAGCCAGAUGAUUAAUACCGGUGAGUCAGAUGCAAUACACGAUAUGCAGCCUGUUGAUUCUUCAGUGAUCCAAGAGAAAAGUUACUCCAAUUGUGAUGAUUUACAUCCUAUGCAAUCGAUAUUUCUGGGAUCUGAUCGUAGGUAUAAUAGAUACUGGCUUUUCGUGGGCCCGUGUAACAUGUGUGAUCCGGGCCACAAGAGGAUUUAUUUUGAAUCAUCUGACGAUGGUCAUUGGGAGGUGAUUGAAACAGAAGAGGCUUUAAUCAGCUUAAUAUCUGCUUUGGACGAUAGGGGAAGACGCGAGUGUCAUCUUCUUUCAUCGUUAAAAAGACGAGAGGCUGUUCUUUUCGAAGCUAUGUCCAGAACUGAUAGUGAAGUUUCCGAUGGAUCUGAAAGGAGUAUUUCUAGAGAUGACAGCUCGUCAGCUGUGUCUGACGUGGACAACCAACUGGGCCUAAAUAAUCAACACGAUAAUCUGGCUUCUACUAGUACUGUCGAUACUCCAAUUAGCUAUAGAGAGCAGUCUAAGCAGAAAUGGUGUCGUCUUCAACAAUACGAUGCUUGGUUAUGGCACUCGUUUCGUUCUGCCCUAAAUUCGGUUAAAUACGGGAAAAAGUCGUUUCUUGAUUCGCUUGCUAGGUGUGAAAGAUGUCAUGAUUUAUACUGGAGAGACGAGAAACAUUGCCGGAUUUGUCAUACAACGUUUGAGCUUGAUUUUGAUCUAGCGGAACGAUACACCAUCCAUGUUGCCACGUGUAGAGAUGACUCGGUCCCCAAUACGUGUCCGAAGCAUAAAGUUUUCUCAUCACAGUUACAGACGCUCAAGGCUGCAGCCUACACGCUUGAGUCAUCUAUGCCUGAGGGUGCAAUGGUGGGUGCUUGGACAAAAUCUGCGCAUAACAUAUGGGUCAAACGGUUACGACGCGCCUCCACUAUAGUGCAGUUGUUACAGAUUCUUGGUGAUUUUGUUGGUUCCAUCAAUAAAAGAUGGGUGCAUGAAAGUGUGACAGCUCUUGAAUUCGACUAUGAUUUUGACGAUAUUAUUUCGAGCUUUGCAUCUGUUUCGCCAACAUCAUCUGCAGUUGCACUAUGGUUGGUUAAACUAGAUUUCUUAAUCGCUCCUCACUUAAAAAAGGUUGAACUUGGAAAGGCAACCCGUGUGUCUACAAGAGCUAGAUUAAACGGUAAAGACAUUUUGCACCACGGUUUAACCACUAUGGAGAUUCGCUGAACAUCGGCGUUGCAGAGCAAACAACUUUUGGUUAAUUUUGUCUGGGGCUGCGGUUACAUUUUUGGUCGUUAAGUGGGAGUUAGUUGAGAUGAUAUAAACAUUUUUGUACAGGCAAAUAGAUGGCUAAUUUUGAAGAAUUUUACAGCUUUACAUAUGAUAGCUUUACACGAGCCUCGACUUUUUUUUUU